Molecule: messenger RNA, 2204 nt
Organism: Phragmites australis (common reed)
Lineage: Eukaryota; Viridiplantae; Streptophyta; Magnoliopsida; Poales; Poaceae
Exons: 2
Coding region: 1212-1673 (153 amino acids)
Molecular function (GO): zinc ion binding
Source: RefSeq, a predicted model, not a curated record
UUGAUUCCUCUCAACUUCAGUUCGUGGUUUGCAGUUGCAACUACUCCUUUCUCCUUAGUCCUUACACGAGCCAAUCGAUUGAUUUUUGCUACCGGGUUAGGAAGUGUGUGAUCCCAUUGGAGUGAUUUGGGUGAGAGGAUAUGAAAAUUCUAUUAGAGCAUGUGAACGUAUGGUUUAUCAGAACUAUUUAUUUACACUAAGAUUUAUGUUAAAGAGGUAGGUAACAGAAUCAACGAAUGAAUAAGUAUCAGGUGAAAAGAAUGGAUGGUCGAAAUAGACCGUGCGUACACAAGGACAUGAGUUGUAUUUCUCGGGGAGGGUGUUCAGUCGAAUUAUUGACCUUUGGACCAAUGAGAUAUUCGUGUUAAACACCUUCUACUUCAUCUUUGGCAAACUUCAUGAAGUUUGGUGGCUGGAUCGAGGAGUUAGGUUUUGGGGUACACACCGAACUCUUGAGUAGACCUCCAUCUUAGAGGGAACGUCAUAGAAGAAGGGCAGAUCGGCAGUGACGGUGGACGGGAUAGAUACGGGAUGAGUGGUUUGUCCAAAGGUAUUGGAAUAUCAAGUGUUACGAGGAAGUCUAUAUAUUGUGUUUUUAUCUUAAGAAGGUGAUCACUCUAAUAGCCCUCCUAUUGCCUAAUGUGCUAUGUAGGAUACAAAGUGGAUAAUUUCCUUCCAUCUAUUCAAUCGAAAGCUUGCAGAACAACUACCAAAAGGACAAAUGAUUAUCCAACUUAUCCUAUACUAUUUUUAUGUGUAUUUGAUUAAAAAAAUAUAGGAUAGGACACAUGAUAAGUGAUAUCCAUUCAUAUCCACUCUGAUUGUAUCAGUGGUCCUUUAUCGUUGGAGAGAAGAUGGAUAUCAUGUAGAGAGUUGGAGAGAAGAUGGAUGCAACACACAUCAUAUUGAUCAAGUGAUCGGGUACAUGUACACGUACAAGGGCCGUUAGGCCGUAACUAACAGAGAGAGUCAACUAGGAAAAGGGGAAACGAUCGAUCCUAGAGUCUAAGACAUGUACACCAGCAUGAACACGUGCGCUAACAAUACCAACCUCGACCAACGCGACUGAGGCGAUAAAGAUCUGCUCAUUCAAUCGUUCGCUCCGAAAACAAAGAAACCAAGAUUCUUGCAGGGCACGCACGCCCGGCAUGGGAGGAGCUGAGGAAGCUUCACCUGGACUGGACAAGCCGGGGUAAGAUGGUGAAGAAGCCAUGCAUGGUGAUCACCGUCGGAGAGGAAAGCCGGGGAGGAGAAUGGUUGUCCCUGACCGAGGGCGAAACUGUGCGGCUGAGCAGCAGCAGUGCGUGAUUUGCCAUCUGGCGAACGAGGGCAGGGAGCUGCCCGAGGCGCAUGUGAGUGGAGGACUGGUGAGGCUCGGUUGCGGUUGCCGUGGUAAGCAGGCGGCGACGCACUGGGGAGGCGCGGAGGCGUUGUGCUCUGUUUGCGGCAGCAGGAGUUGCGAGAUCUGCGGCGAGACCGCGGCGAACAUUAGCGGCAGCUGCGGCGUCGGCAAGGAGUUCAUACGGCAGUGGCACGAGACGGCGGGUGCGGAGGGCGGAGGCUCGCCCAAGGCCUGCGGUUUCUGCAGGAGCCAGGCGUUCUGCAACCUGCUGAUUGCGUGUCUCAUCAUCGUGUUCAUUUCGCCGUGGUUCUUACAUAAUCACAUGGUUUGAGAUAUCUUCAUUAUCGUUUGCAUGAUUACGUUGUUUUCGAAGGCUCUGCUUCGGAGGCUCGCAGCUGGUGCUAAAAUGAUUCAUGUGCAAAGCUUGAGAACAGUGAACUCUCUGAAUCUUUUUUUCCGAUAAGAGGGUAGGAUCCUAGGUUUUCAUCACCAAAACCAAAUCAUUCAUUACAAGAUGUCCAUCAGAAUUACUCAAAAGCCAUACACCAGGCAUCAUUUGAUUUUGUCUUUUGCAUGCUGUCGUUCUUGAACUUUUGGCCAUCCAAGGAACAAGAACAAGCGUAGUCCAUUCGAUGGAACAAGAACAAGCGUACUCCUCCAUUCGAUGGCUCAUCUUCCAAGGAACAAGAACAAGCGUACUCCUCCAUUCGAUGGAACACUGAGUAGUACCCUCUUGUAAAUUUAGAUGCCACUACUUUUAUUCUCCCUUCCAUGAUGUAAAUGUUAUCAUGUUGCUGAUGAAUCUUUGCCCCCGUUGCAUUAUGUGAUGAUUAUUACGGAUCAAAUCUAGAGGCUCACUAUA